Acanthoscelides obtectus is the source of this 471-nucleotide messenger RNA. Lineage: Eukaryota; Metazoa; Arthropoda; Insecta; Coleoptera; Chrysomelidae. The record is from the annotation of a GenBank genome assembly.
UGUUACAGUCCGAAAAUGGCCCCCUGCUGUACGCCAUAGGAUGGCACUGACUCUAAAUCAUCAGGUAUGACAGACAAAAGCCUUCUUUAGCUACUUGGAAACGUGGACAAAAUGGUUGAGGAGGAAGGACUGGAAUUUGACAUCCUCGAGAGCAGGAGAGUCAAUUGCACCUUGAUGGCAUUGGGACAGCAUGAUAGAUAUAAAAAUGGCGGCGAUGUUCAUUUUGUUUACCUAAGCUUAGGAAGAACACGCAUUUUAUUUGUUCCGCCGCGCAUUGCAGAAAUCGUAUUUUUAAACGGUUUAAAUUCAAAGGUACCUACAGGUGUUUUUGACAUGGCUUCUACUUCAUCUGGCAAAAAGCGCACUUAUAAAGAAGCAUUUCUACAAUGGCGUUUCACAAGCAUCGUAGACAAAAAUAUAGAAAAGCCUCAGUGUGUUUUAUGUAAUAAACAACCGUUAUUUCUGAAAUAA